AUGACGACUUUGGACGACAAGAUCCUGGGAGAGAAGCUGCAGUAUUACUACAGCAGCAGUGAAGAUGAGGGAAGUGACAACGAGGAGGACGACGGAGAAGGGAAAACCAUCCGUGAGGCUAACGUGGCCAAGCCGGAGCUGGACUACAGCGCGGACGGGACAUCAGUGAACACAGGACCAAAGGGAGUGAUCAAUGACUGGAGGAAGUACAAGCAGCUUGAGGUGGAGCAGAAAAAUGAACAGAAAAAAGAAAUGGAAAGACUCAUUAAGAAACUAUCUAUGACGUGUCGCUCGGACUUGGAUGACGAAUUAGACAAACAAAAACAAAAGGAAUUACAAGAUAAGAUCAAAGGAAAGAUGACGAUGCAGGAGUACAACAUGCUGCAGGAGGAGCAGGACGACGAGGACUUCCUGCAGAGGUAUCGCAUGCAGCGCAUCGAGGAGAUGAAGAAACAGUUCUGUCGAGGGAAGCGCUUCGCUCAGGUCUACGAGCUCAACAACGGAGAGGACUUCCUGGAGGCUCUGGACAAAGAGGACAAGAGCACGCUGGUCAUGAUCCACAUCUACGAGGCCAACAUCGCGGGCUGCGAGGCCAUGAGCGGCAGCCUCAUGUGUCUGGCUCAGGAAUAUCCUCUGGUCAAGUUCUGCAGCGUCCGCAGCUCGGCCAUCAGCACCAGUGCCAUGUUCAGAGACUCCGCCCUCCCCGCGCUGCUCGUCUACAAAGCGGGGGACCUCAUCGGCAACUUCGUGCGGCUCACAGACCAGCUCGGGGACGACUUCUUUGCCAUGGACUUGGAGGCGUUACUGCAGGAGUACGGCCUGCUCCCAGAGAAGUCGUCCUCCAUCUCCACCAUCCGCAACGGCGCCAUCGUACAGACGGUCCAGAGCGACGACGACUCCGACCUCGAUAUAGACUAG
Molecule: messenger RNA, 918 nt
Organism: Knipowitschia caucasica
Lineage: Eukaryota; Metazoa; Chordata; Actinopteri; Gobiiformes; Gobiidae
Source: the annotation of a GenBank genome assembly